GCCAUCAUCUUCUCUGCAGAAGUUGUUUCCAUAAUUAUUCCUCGGGCAUUCUCGAGGAUUUCGGAAACUCGUCAUGACUCGACGUUCUAAACGUCCGCACAGCAGUGGAGCAGAACUGGAGAGAAUGGAAGUGGACGAUGCUUCACUCCCCAUCGACGCAGAAACCAAGAAAACCUCUUCCGAGACGAUGUCCCUUGAAUCUGCCCGAGAUCCUUCUGAGUCCUCUCCAUCCUCUGCAUCCUCUCCAGAGUCUCGCAGAUCCCUUCGUGCUCGUCCAUCUCCUCAGGAUUCCCCAACCCCCGAGUCGAGCUCAUCAAACGAAACAGAGCCAAGCUCCCUUCCUCCAGGCCCCAAAUCUAAAUCCUCUCGGCGUCGUCUUUCUCCAAUGUUACCCUCCCUCCCCCAGAACAAGGAUUGUCUAUUCAACGUCCUGAAGGAGUCAGACAUAGAUCUUCCAGCGAUAGCAUUUCAGUGGAUUGAAUUGUACAAAACAGAUCCUGUCUCUGCAACAGUAGAGCUCUUCGAGCUCUUCAUCCACGCGAGUGGCUCCUCCUUCUCCAUAACCCCGCAAAUCCUCAACGAAUUCACUGAAGCUACGCAGAAGAGGAUUGAGGAACUUUACGACCACCGCAAAGACUUCCCCCUGAAGAUGUAUACAAUCACUUGGAAAACCUUCGCCUCCAACUUUAUCGAGUUCCUCCGAGUCCUCUUCCUGCAGUGUCAGAACUCCAUAAUCUACGAUGGCAAUCUCCUGAACGCUCUCACCCUUCCCCUUACGAGUUUCUCGUCCUCUCCAGUACGUGCCCUGCGCUACACCUCAACCCUGAUCCUACUGAACCUAGUGACAGUCCUCAAUGAGAUCGAUUCCAACGUGAAAUCCACCGAAGCCAAUAAUAAUCGCCAGCUGAAAUCAGAGACAGAAAAAAUUCCAUCGGAAAGAUCUAUCGGAAGAAUUGAAUCCCUCCAGGCGAAGAAGAAUGAACUCCAAGAGAAUAGAACCAUCCUCAUUCAUUCCAUAGUCGCUAUUAUGAAUAAUGUAUUUGGCCCACGAACUACGGACACCCUCGUUGAGAUUCGUCUCUUGUGUCUGGAGGAAUUGGGGGUUUGGCUGGAGAAAUAUCCCUUGAAACACGCUUCCAACCUCAAGUUCAUCGGUUACGGUCUCUCAGACCCGUCUCCUGAGUUCAAGGUCAAGUGCCUGAAGAUCCUGCAGUCAAUCUACGAGUCAGAAGACCUUAAUGACCGUCUCGAUGAUUUCAAUAGGAAAUUCAAGGACCGCAUCGUUGCUAUUUGUCUAGAUAAAGACACGGAAGUAGCUGUUGAAGGAGUUAAGCUCAUGGGAAUCAUUUAUCAGAAUUAUAGAACUCUUCUGAGUAAUGAUGAUCACGAGAUCAUGUACCAGUUGGUAUACUGCAAACACAGGAAUGUGGCGAAGGUAUCUGGGGAGUUUGUUAUAGCAGUCUGCAGUGCUGAUGAUUCAAAUGAUUCCGAGGAGGACCAAACGGAUGGGUCAUUGCUGAUUAAUUUGGUGGCGUUCUUCACAGAGUCGGAUCUUCCAGAUCAUGCUCCGUAUCUCGUGGACGCUCUGAUCGAUGACAACGAAUGUUUGCAGAACUGGAAGUCCAUGACGAAGCUCCUCCUUCAUGAUGAUCUUAAUGAAGAUAGCAUCAUCAGUCUCGUGAAGAUAAUGGUAGCUUCAGUGCAGCAGUCGGCCACUGGGAUGGUCCCCCCUGGCAGGGUACGAAAGAAAAGAUUGACAGCCGGAGAUCAGCAGAAAAUACUUUCUGAUAAACAAAAAUUGUCUGAACACUUCAUCCAGAGUCUUCCACAGCUCCUGGUUAAAUUCAGGAAUAAUCGGGAAGUAAUAUCGAAACUCCUGGUAGUCCCUCAGUACUUCGACCUUCAAAUGUACGUGACUUCUCACCAGGAGAGUAAAUUGCCAGAAUUAUUCAAUGAAAUAAAUGUAAUCAUCGAGGAGACAACUGAUAUCAAUACCCUCAGGGCUAUUUCAAAGACGUUGGAGUAUUUCACUUCUGAGUUACAUCCCAAAUUGUCUCAAUGUAUAACCGUAAGAGACAACAUUCUGUCCACAAUAAUUGAACAGUAUAAAAAAACGAUGAAUGAUUGUAUUGAAGCAAUAUCUCAUGGAGAAACACUUCGGGAGGAUAUAACGAAAAAUGUUGUGGAGUGGAUGAUGAAAGUGGCUGUUUUCGUGAGUUGCCAUGACAUGAGGAACUUCGACAUGUUUGAAUUUGCUUUCGGAAUCUUCAACUGGUCGAAGAAUUUCCUAUAUGAUCUUGGGGAUGGUUUCUGUCAUGCCAUGCAUACUGUUUAUUACUUGUUUCUCUGGGGGAGGAAUCACUUGGAUUCGGAGGAAGCCUUGGGAGCUGGCGGGGAGCAGGAGGCUGUACAAUUUAAGAAAAAACUUGAUGCAUUCAUCAAGGACACGACAAACUUCCUGGAAGUAGACAGUGGGGCCUCUCUGGAAAUUCGAACUGAGGCAUUUAAAUGCGUGUGUGAUAUUCUCGUCGUAUUUCGAACGGGGCUCCAGAACAACCCCAAUCCUCUCCUUCAUAAAAUUAUUUACCAACCUGAUGGUACCAUGUUCGACAUUCUGAAUGUUUUCGUGCAGAAGAACGUCUUCGUCCAGGACAACAGUGACGACGAGUACCGCAGCAGAAGAAACAUCCUCAUGACUUUCUGUAAACUUUUUAUGUGCGAUGUGUUCCCAAUAGCUUGGUCCUGUGUAGUCCUCAAGCAUUACAAUGAUUUUUAUAAUGAUUAUGGGGACAUCAUCAAGAUGACUCUGAUGAAGGCCAAGGCACGCAAUAAAAUGAACUGGAUGAGAAUGAUUACGAUGACUCUUAUCACUGUUUACGAGAAUUCAAAUAUAGAGAGUAACACUAUUGAUCCUGAUGAUUUCUGUCGGCUCAUUGCCCUGGCGAAGAGGUUCAUGGCACACCUGGGGAUUGAUACAACGAGAAAUAAGGAACAAGUGAUGCAGAUUCAUUUAUCUGGGAUAAAUUACGUCACGGCGGUACCAGACAACGAAGUGCCGAAUACUGACGUUCCUCCAAGGAUUGGCUACUUGGAGGUGCUUGCCGAGUUCUCGGUAAAAUUGUCGAAAGAGGGAAAAGAUGAAGUAUUGAAAGCACUGGACGAGAUACUACCCAGUGAACGAGCAACACGUAACCAGGAGUGGCAGCCAUUGCUCAAGUACAGGAAGAGUUUGACUGGGAGGAGGCGAAAUCAAUUUGAUUCCAGAGGGGGACAGGGUGAGAAAAGUAAUGUUCCAGUCGAGCAAAGGAAGAAGAAAACGCCCAGAAAACCUUCUGCGCAGGAGAAGAAGGAAUCAUCUAAACGGCCUACAGUGCAGAAAAAGAAAACUAAGAAGGCAACACAUGCUGCAGAAACUGAAGCCGAGGAUUCCUUGGAUUUUAUCAGGAAAAUAGCAAAGGCUAGAGAGGGGAGGAAGAGGUUGGAGGUCCUUAAGGAUUCAGCAGUCCACGAAGAGCCUAUAGAGUGAUUCUGAUACUUACGGCGAUUGAAAGUCAAGACAAUUACUGAGAGAUUAUUUUUUUCUUUAUUCUUAAAUUUCCUUUAUAUAUUACUUUAUAUCUGCAAU
Molecule: messenger RNA, 3625 nt
Organism: Fopius arisanus
Lineage: Eukaryota; Metazoa; Arthropoda; Insecta; Hymenoptera; Braconidae
Product: cohesin subunit SA-1
Exons: 2
Coding region: 74-3526 (1150 amino acids)
Biological process (GO): sister chromatid cohesion
Cellular component (GO): cohesin complex; nucleus; chromatin
Molecular function (GO): chromatin binding
Source: RefSeq, a predicted model, not a curated record